Ostreobium quekettii is the source of this 3000-nucleotide messenger RNA. Lineage: Eukaryota; Viridiplantae; Chlorophyta; Ulvophyceae; Bryopsidales; Ostreobiaceae. The record is from the annotation of a GenBank genome assembly.
AUGCCAACAGAAGCAAAUGAACCUGGAGCAGGAUGCAGGCCCCCUCCAGAACUUAGCUCAGCUGAGAGUGGGAGAGAUUGUUCAACGUCGGCUCCAGCUGGCUAUGAUUACUCCCACUGGGGGCCAAUCGGAUCAAAUGCACUGCGGGUGGUAACAGACACACUCCCCCAAAUUCUGCCAAAUGUGCUGAUCAACAAGAGACAAGAGAUCGUGCCAGUGAUAAUAGCCCUGAUACAGGAGAAUCCAGUGAAGGCAGAUCGUGAAAAUCUUGCACGUCUGCUCUUCAACCUUGUGAAGAAACCCCAUUUAGAGCAGAGAAAGGUGAUUAUCAGUGGGUGUAUCAGUUUGGCCACUGUGAUUGGGCCACAGCGAACAGCAGACGAGUUGAUGCCACAGAUGUGGGAGCAACUGGGACACAAGUAUCCUGAGCGCCGUGCGCUUCUUGCAGAAGCUGUGGGUGCACUGGCUGGGCUUGUUGAUGACAACGUCCGGGCCUCUGCCAUUCUGUCAAUCCUGCACAAGCUUUCCAGUGACACUGAGUCAGACGUCAGGCUGUCUGUUGUGCCCAGCAUGGUGCAGUUACUGGAUUUCCUCUCACCUGGGAACAAACACUGGAUGGUCGAGGAGGUGCUAUUCAGAAUGGUAAUGGAUCGCUCGGAUGUAGUUGUCUCGUCAACAUUUGAAGCGCUGCUGCCAGCAACACUGGCAUGGGCCAAGACGAUGGAGAACGUGUACAGCAAACUCGUCCUAAACACAGCGACACACAUGGUGGAGCUUAUUGAAGACAGCCCCUACCCAGCGACUACAGAGUUUGGUCUUGUGCACAGGGGCGAAGCAGAGAUGCACAUCCCCAGAGAAAGUCAGCAGAGGAAGAUCUUUUGCUUGCUGUCCCUAUACACAACCCUCAUUCCAUAUGUACGGUCAUCAGCCCUACAGCACUGUCCCAGCUGGGUGAAUGUGGAGCCACAAGUCGAACAUUCAGGGCCUUCAGAAGAUGGAGGCAAGCACACCUUGGCUCACAACAGCACCAAGGACAGUGGUGAAGGCACAGCUGACAGUGUCCCUGAGAUGCCUCUGGGCAGUGAGGAUGGUGCCAAAAACAACCCCUUCCUGAGAAGCCCGUUGGUUGAGACGAAUGGAGCAGGUCCUGGUGAUAAUCCUUUUGAAGCCGAUCUCAACAACAACUUGUUGUUGGACUCUGGCAAGCCAGGCAGCAAUCCUUUUUUGGCUGGCAAUCCUCCAGUUGUCGAUGCCACAACGAAUCCUUUUGCCACAAAGGAUGAGCAAUUCCGUGUAAGGAGAUCUUCGAGUGCACCAGAGACAAACCCUUUUGUAGAACUGGAAUCCCAAGAUGGAGAGGGUGCGAAUCCUGCAUUCACUGAUCAACAGGGUCAUGGCCACAACACUGCCUUGGGGCACACUGAAACAAAUCCUUUCCUGAGCCCAAAGGCGCAGUCACAUCAACCACCCGUUCCCAUGCGAUCGAUGUCCUCCCCAUUCUCUUUGUCAGGGGAUGAGGGAGUAUCUGGCCAAGGAGGCGAUGUGAGCAGCGGGCUGGCGCUGGGUGGAUCGUUGGCAGAGGACGAGAUCUGCAGAAAGUUUGGGCAGUGGGUGGAGGGUCCAAAUGAUGGCAGCUGGGAGGAGGUCGACAUGAUGGCCUGUCAGGUGGUGCCACUACUCAUCCGUUGUUGCCGCGGGGUGGCGCCACUGCACGAGUGCGACCGGUUGAGGCGGCGUCUGGUGGCAGCCAUGAAACUCACAUGUGGCUCAUUUGGAGAGUCAUUCACAGUGUCUGCUGUUGAGCCUCUGUUCGUUGCGUCUGCCAGCAUCCCCACCUGUGCUUCCCGGUGCCCAGUGGCCCACAAGGUGGAGGGCAUCGUGCCCACAUUGAUACCCACAACAUUGGAGGGCACAAGGGUAGGCCACAUCGCACUACUGCCUGUCUUCCUUGCAGCCGUGCUCGUGCAGUCAGGCAAAGGCAGGCUGUCAUCUUACAUCCGCAAACUGCUGUCAGAUGGGCCGGAGGAUGACACAUGGGUCCUCCAGCACAGAAAGGAGUUUACGGCAGCUGUUCAGUUUGCGAGUGCCUUUGAGGAUGUGAAGUGCCAUCUGUUGGGGGCUUUGAAAGAUUCCGCGAGGUCGCCCAACCCACUGAUCAAGAAGGGCGUUGCAGCGCUGGUGGAAGGACUGGCAGGCACAGUGUCUGCACAAGAGGUCACCGACACUCUCCUGCCCGUGCUUGCCUCCCUCUCCUCUCACUCAGACCUCGCAGUGCAAGUCACCAGCCUGGGCGCCAUGCAGCGGGUCUCCAUAAUUUGCUCUGACCAGCCGACCGUGGUGCAGCGCCUGCACUCGCAGUUCGAUGCCAUGAUCUGCGAGGGGGCCCACGACGUGCAGAUCGCCGUGCUCCAGACUCUGACCAUGGCGGCGAGUCAGGCGAUGGUACAUGUGGAGUUCCUGUUGAAGGAGAUCCUGUUCCUGUUGGCCCGGAUCCAGCAGAGGUCAGUGGCGGGCAAGAGCUAUCUGCAGCUGAAGGAGCUGGCGGGAGCUGCGUUUCAGGCCCUGCAGACUUUGGACACCUGCCAGGUCAAGGAGCACAGCACGAGGCUGCACCUGCUGGCGGCGAUGGAGGCACUGAAUCGCGAGGCGCCUCUCUUGGAGCAAACACAGAAGCAGCUGCUGUCGGCGAUGCUGAGGGACCACUCAGACCACACGCCAGCGAUGGUCGUGCCUCAGUUGGCUCCAAAUCCGGCCACCCCCAGAACACCAAGGACCCCUAAGACCCCCAAGACGCCCAGAACCCCCAAGGCGUUCUUGGGGCGGUCCAGCAGCAUGGAGAAUGAACAGGAGACCGCUGGCAGGCCGGCGCCGAACCACUCCCGAGUCCGUAGUGCGGAGGACGCCGUGCACGGGUCGAUGUUUGGCAGGGGCAAGCCAGCCAAGGGCACGGGCUGGCACUUUGAGCUUCCCCGUCUGCCACAGACGAACACAUUUCUUUGA